AUGGAAGAGAGCGUUGAUAAGAAGGAAUACGUUGAGGACCCGCCCUUACAGGCGACGGGGUGGACCGACCCUGAAUGGGGUGAGGACAGCUUCGAGGGUUGUACCUCUCCACCGGUGAAAUAUUUUGAGGAUCCAGAGCAUGAAAAACUAUUGCGCCUCUGUGCACGCCAGCUCAUCGAGUCCAAGCAGUAUGUGAUUCGGAGAGUUUGGAGAGCUCUAACGGUCACGAUCAAACCUGGCGCGAGUACUUUGCAGAGAUGGCCUGCCUCUGUCUCGGAAUAUACAACGAGAAAGAGGUUUUAG
Messenger RNA from Microthlaspi erraticum, 303 nucleotides. Lineage: Eukaryota; Viridiplantae; Streptophyta; Magnoliopsida; Brassicales; Brassicaceae. The record is from the annotation of a GenBank genome assembly.